This is a messenger RNA of Xenia sp. Carnegie-2017, 936 nucleotides long. RefSeq names its product pachytene checkpoint protein 2 homolog. Bases 152 to 592 code for a protein of 146 amino acids. NCBI's taxonomy places the organism in Eukaryota, Metazoa, Cnidaria, Anthozoa, Malacalcyonacea, Xeniidae. The record is from RefSeq and is a predicted model, not a curated record. Gene Ontology annotation, biological process: reciprocal meiotic recombination; meiotic recombination checkpoint signaling. The transcript has 6 exons. Gene Ontology annotation, molecular function: ATP hydrolysis activity; ATP binding. Gene Ontology annotation, cellular component: chromosome; nucleus.
GUAAAAGCACGAAAAUAUUAUAUGACAUGAACAAACUUGCUUGAUGACAACUUUGCUCAGUCAAAUACUUAUUAUCUAUCAAUUACGUAUUUACAGAAGUCUUGAUUUGAACUACAUUUAUGCGUUUAUUUGCUAAACCUAGUCUUCCCCAAUGUUGUUUUCUUCUUAUUUCAGACAUCCUAAUGUAAUUAUAUUGACAACAUCGAACAUAACUAGAGCCAUAGACGUUGCGUUCGUGGACAGAGCCGACAUCAAACAGUAUAUUGGUCCGCCAUCAGCCAAAGCUAUUUACAAAAUUUACCAUUUGUUUACCAGUAUCAUAUCACCAGCCACUCAAAUUUUGGAUUUAAGCUUUGUCGACAACGAUGUAACACACUGUAGUCUUGAAUUAAAGAAGAUAGCCGAAAAAAGUUAUCAACUAAGUGGUCGAACUCUUCGUAAACUACCAUUCCUUGCACAUGCGCUGUAUUCGAAAGCGCAAACGAUAACCUUAGAAGAGUUUUUGAAUAAUCUUUCAAUGGUUGUCGACAAGCAGUUCAAAGAAAAAGAGAAUCUUUGCUCAGUUGGUGAAGAAAAAAGCGUGCAAACGUGAUCUUUUUAGCGAUUGUAUACUUUUUAUACAUUCAUAGUAAUAUUUUGGAUAUGUUUUGUUGAAGAUUAAGAUUUUUGUAUUGCUCAAUUUAAGUUCAAUAAGUAACAUAGAUCACAAAGUUUGCUAAUUUAUAUUGAUGCUUUAAGACUCCUUACAUGACGUUUCCGCAACACACCCGAGGUCAAAGUUCGUAUAUAUUAAAAUGCAACAAUGUGUAUAGUUCGUUAUUGAGGAUAAUGUAUAGAUUAUUUUACAUAGGGAAAGAUAUUUAUACGCUAUAGUUAAUUGUAACUGUUUAAUUUCAACUUAUGUUUACAUUAAAUGACAUCCUUAAGCCAACUUUA